This is a messenger RNA of Vitrella brassicaformis, 608 nucleotides long. NCBI's taxonomy places the organism in Eukaryota, Vitrellaceae. The record is from the annotation of a GenBank genome assembly.
GUUGAGAGGCAGGGACUAGGGUUUAGGCAAAGAAUUCUCGGCGGUGUUUGUCUGCCAGGCGUGGUUGGUGACGAGUACGUCUAUCGCUCGGGGUGUGGUGCUCGGGUAUGGGCACAAAUACCCCUCCGGCAUGUCACGCGACACCAGGAAGCAUCACCAGCACGAGCAGUCCUCCUCAUCGGCAGCGGCAGCAGCAGCGGCAGCUGACCCACGUGCAAGACGCCGCCGGUCCACCAAACCGCCCGAGAAACCAAUCGUAAGUCAUGCCAGAUGAGUCCAACACCAUCUGACGUGCACAUACAUAUACCUGUCCUGUGUGUGUUGUGUUUGCCAGGACGAUUGGUAUCGACACGCACAGAAGAGGGGCCAAGGCAACACCCUCGCCUGCAACGACGGACCGUCGAUGGCGCUCAGCGUCUUUGCGACCAACGUGCAGCCUGUGACGGAGCACUUGCUCAUCAAGGCGCCACGGGAGAAGCACCUGACGGCGAUGCCAGAGGUAAACACAUGUGGACACAUGAGUGCGUGCACAUGCAUCGUGCGUGGUGGAUGUGUGUGUGCAGGAGCAGUGACAGGGCGGCGAUACGCCUUGGUGGAAAACGACGCAG